Molecule: messenger RNA, 1827 nt
Organism: Ostrinia nubilalis (European corn borer)
Lineage: Eukaryota; Metazoa; Arthropoda; Insecta; Lepidoptera; Crambidae
Gene: black
Product: cysteine sulfinic acid decarboxylase
Exons: 4
Coding region: 101-1627 (508 amino acids)
Biological process (GO): carboxylic acid metabolic process
Cellular component (GO): cytoplasm
Molecular function (GO): pyridoxal phosphate binding; carboxy-lyase activity
Source: RefSeq, a predicted model, not a curated record
GCGGGCAAAGGCUUGGAGCUUCGGUCGCGGCCAGCCGUUGAGGCAGUAGAAAAAAACUAAUGAAUUAAAACUUUUUGAAUUCAAAUAAGUGAAGUGAAACAUGCCAGCUGAUUCGGACCUAAUCCUUCCAGUUGGGGAAGAGAGAGGCGAUGAUGGGCUGUUCAAGUCGCUCUUUGAUCGGUCGAAACAUGAAGAUUUCCUUCGGAGAGCUGUGGAUUUGCUGAUGGAAAGGGUGGUGUUCGGAAGGUCGUCGAGAACUUCAAAGGUGGUGGAGUGGACCGUGCCCGAGGAUAUCAAGAAAGCGAUAGAUUUGAAGCCGAGGGAUGGACCGAUGUCUCAUGAUGAGCUGCUGGGGGUCAUGGCCGAUGUAGCUCGUUACUCCGUGAACACCGCGCACCCAUACUUCGUGAACCAGCUUUUCUCUUCAGUGGACCCGUACGGCCUGAUCGGGCAAUGGCUGACCGAUGCUCUGAACCCGAGCGUUUACACUUAUGAAGUGGCUCCAGUCUUUACCCUCAUGGAAGAGGAGAUCCUUCGGGAGAUGAGGUCCAUAGUCGGUUGGUCGGAGGGCGAUGGCAUUUUUUGCCCAGGCGGCUCCAUCGCUAAUGGCUACGCGAUUAGUUGCGGCCGCUACUUCUUCUAUCCGGAGAUUAAGAGCAAAGGCGUAUACGCUGUCCCGAGGCUGGUGCUCUUCACGUCAGAACUAGCCCAUUACUCCACACCCAAGAUGUCAGCUUUCAUGGGCAUCGGCAACGACAACUGCGUUCUCGUCAAAGCUGACAAAUAUGGAAAGAUGGACGUGACAGAUUUGGAACAGAAGAUCAAUGAAGCUAUAGAAGAUGGAGCGACCCCAUUCAUGGUGACGGCCACUUCUGGCACUACAGUUUUUGGCGCGUUCGAUCCUUUGGUGCCAAUUUCAGCACUCUGCAAGAAGUAUAAUCUGUGGCUGCAUGUCGACGCUGCUUGGGGAGGCGGUGCUUUGAUGUCAAGGAAACACAGACAUCUAUUGAAUGGAAUCGAAAUGGCCGACUCGGUGACGUGGAACCCGCACAAAUUGCUGGCCGCUCCGCAACAAUGCUCCACCUUCUUAAUUAGACACAAGGACAUCCUGAAGCAUGGGCACUCAUCAGAAGCCAAGUACCUCUUCCAGAAGGACAAAUUCUACGACACCAGUUACGAUACGGGAGACAAGCAUAUUCAGUGCGGACGACGCGCGGAUGUCCUCAAAUUCUGGUUCAUGUGGAAGGCGAAAGGAUCUGAUGGAUUCGAAAAACACAUCGACACUCUUUUCGACAAUGCAAGCUAUUUCCUAGAGCACAUUCGGCAAAGAGACGGGUUCAAACUGGUCUUGGAAAAUCCUGAAUGCACUAACAUUAUGUUUUGGUACGUGCCCCCUUGUCUGCGCGGCUGCGAAAACGACUCCGACUUUAAAGAAAGGCUCCACAAGGUCGCGCCGAAGAUUAAAGAGCGAAUGAUAAAGGAAGGAAGCAUGAUGGUCACGUACCAGCCACAAGGUGACCUCGUGAACUUCUUCCGCAUCGUUUUCCAAAACUCUGCGUUGGACCACAAGGAUAUGGUCUACUUCGCCAACGAAUUCGAAAGGCUUGGCAAAGAUAUCGUUGUUUAAAAUAUCGGCAGCACUGUAAUUAUAACAUAACUAUUUUAUAAAAAUAAUUUAUGUGUAAAUUAACAUUAAUUUGUAUUACAAAUAGCAGUUUAGUUUAUGUUUGUGAUGUUUAUGAUAGCAUUUUAGGCUAGAUGAUAACACACAAUAUUAACCACUGUUGGUUUAUUGCCCAGUGAUAGUUUUAUGUUUAAAGUUUUAUU